Carya illinoinensis is the source of this 2237-nucleotide messenger RNA. Its product is annotated as IQ domain-containing protein IQM1-like. The coding region runs from base 419 to 1957 and encodes 512 amino acids. The transcript is spliced from 9 exons. The record is from RefSeq and is a predicted model, not a curated record. NCBI's taxonomy places the organism in Eukaryota, Viridiplantae, Streptophyta, Magnoliopsida, Fagales, Juglandaceae.
UACUCUGGGGAAAUGGGAACACGUUACACGACCCUUUAUAAAAGAGUUUCCCACCUUCAAAAGCGUACCCAGAAUGCCAAUCUUUGAAUUCAUCAAAUCAACCACUCGUGGUUUUGAACCAAAUUAGCUUCUUUUUUCUAAUUAUAAACGCGUUGUUUGAAGGUCAACUACUGGAAAUCAUGUUUCCUUUUUAACGUAUAUAUAAGCCAAGCCAGGCAACCUUAACUUGUUAAGACUCGAGUCAUACUCAUCUAGCUUGUACGUAGGGUGGGUUGUUGGUUGAUUCAUCCAUUUAGAAUUCCGUUGGGACUGAAAGAACAAGGACAUCUUUGAAACAUAUUUUGCUGGUGUCUUAAUCAUUUUGGGCAGGCGUUCAUUUUCCUUCCAACAUAUUGAGUUUCGUGGUGCUUCUAAAUCUAUGGGUUUGGCCUACAACAUCGGUUUGAGCCCCAAAGGUGGACGUGCGACUUUGAGAACAGACAGCUUUAAGAAAACUGAUUCAGAAACCUUGAGCCUGUCGGGUUGUUGUAAUAAUACGAGAAGUAAUCAUUUAAGCCGCUUAAGCGAUUGCAAACCCGAAAAUGUUGUUCUCGAAACUGGUCUUUCAUUCAAGAGUCUUGCUCAAGAAAAGGAGAACAUAGGUACUAACUGCAAUGGAUUGAAACAUAACCCAAUUCCAACACUUUCUCUGCCAGAACAGGCAGUAUUUUUUUCUCCGAGACCCAAAAGUGAGCUUGAUGCUGCUGCGGUUAAGCUCCAAAAAGUCUACAAAAGUUACAGGACUCGAAGAAACCUUGCAGAUUGUGCAGUGGUUGUGGAAGAGCUAUGGUGGAAAGCAUUGGACUUUGCUGCUCUAAGGCGUAGUUCUGUGUCAUUCUUCAAUGUUGAGAAAACGGAAACUGCUGUUUCGCGGUGGGCGAGGGCAAGGACAAGAGCAGCCAAGGUUGGAAAGGGCUUGUCCAAAGACGAGAAAGCUCAAAAACUAGCUCUGCAGCACUGGCUUGAAGCUAUUGACCCGCGCCAUAGGUAUGGGCACAACCUCCACUUGUACUAUGAUGUCUGGUUUAAAAGUGAGAGCACUCAACCAUUCUUCUAUUGGCUGGAUGUUGGAGAUGGAAAAGAAAUAAACCUAGAGAAAUGCCUGAGGACUGUUCUGCAACGCCAAUGUAUCAAGUAUCUUGGACCAAAUGAAAGGGAAGCAUAUGAAAUAAUAGUUGAAAAUGGGAAGCUUGUUUACAGACAAAGUGGACUGCUCCUGGAAACCGUGGAGGGUUCUAAGUGGAUAUUCGUUCUCAGUACAACAAGAGCUUUGUAUGUGGGUCAGAAGAAGAAAGGUGUGUUUCAACAUUCGAGCUUUCUUUCCGGGGGUGCCACAACAGCAGCUGGAAGAUUAGUGGCCCACGAUGGGGUUCUUGAGGCUAUUUGGCCAUACAGUGGUCAUUAUCACCCUACAGAAGAGAACUUCAGGGAAUUCAUUACCUUUCUUGAAGAGAACCAAGUAGAUCUCACCAAUGUGAAGAGAUUUGCAAUCGAUGAUGACAGUGUAUCAUUUAAGGUCACUGGUGAAGAGCCAAACCCAGAAUCAUUUAUGGGGCGUGCUAAAUCUAUGCAAUCAGAGGAUUCAAAGACAAUGGCCCGAGAGGAGAUUAGAAUCAUAGCCGCAAAUAAGAAUGCUAACGUGGGUGUGCCACCAGUUUUCGCCUCAGCCAAGCCCUUGUCUUGCAAAUGGACGACAGGGCUUGGACCCCGAAUUGGGUGCGUCCGGGACUACCCUACAGAGUUACAAUCGAGAGCAUUGGAACAAGUUAACCUAUCACCAAAGCUGCCAUCAGGACCUCUCCACAAAUACGGUCCAAUUCCUUCCCCACGGCCCAGCCCAAAGGUUAGGAUGUCCCCCAGGCUUGCAUCCAUGGGACUCCCAAUGAGUCCCCGGACCCCUAUUCCUGCAGCUAACUAAGCCAAUUCAUCGAAGGGGAAUGGCUCAAGGGCACUUCUAGUAACAACAUUUCCAGCAAAUGAGGGGACAAAGGGGCUAACUCUUUUUUUAUUCCCCUUCAUGAUUUUAAUAUCAAUUUAUUUUCUUCCUCACAAUUUAUUGAUUCAUUUUUUAGAUGGCUUAAAUGGGCCAAAUAUGUUUUUUUUCCUUCCAAUUUUGAUUCAUUGAGGGUUUCAUUAUUCUUUGUUGUAAACAGAAAGUUGAGGUUAUAAAAUAUAUAUUAAUUCUAUUAUUGUUCUCC